Eucalyptus grandis is the source of this 1819-nucleotide messenger RNA. RefSeq lists its product as uncharacterized. The transcript has 18 exons. Gene Ontology annotation, molecular function: protein binding. The coding region runs from base 52 to 1464 and encodes 470 amino acids. The record is from RefSeq and is a predicted model, not a curated record. NCBI's taxonomy places the organism in Eukaryota, Viridiplantae, Streptophyta, Magnoliopsida, Myrtales, Myrtaceae.
CACUUUCGUUUUGUCCAAACUGCAGUUUCGCUCCUCCGUCACCAUCCUCCAAUGGACAAGUUCCUCGUCCCGGCGGAACCUUCAGCUCGCGCUUCGAAGAACACUCUCAAAUGGCGCCCCUGGAAGAGGAGCGCCGUCGAAUUGAACGGCAGGUUCGAGCCCAAGUACCGCCACUACCUGUCCAGUCUACUGGUGCAGUCGUUUUCUGAGGUCGGGGCGUUUCCGCAUCGGUAUCGCGUUGAUGGAGCUCCGUGCGCGACUAACUAUCUGAGUCAGAUCGAAUACGGCUCAUUUAUGUGUCCUCGGCAAGGCAUCUCUUGUCUGGAAUUCGACAAUAAGGGUUACUACUUGGCAUCUGUAACAAAAUCAGGCUGCCUAACAAUUAAUGAUUUUGAAACCCUUUACUGUCAGAGUAAUCAACCAUGUUCGACAGAGGUUGAAGCCAAACACGUGAUGCAUAUUUCCUCACCAGAACAAUUUGAUGUUGUUCGUUGGAAUGUUGCUUACCAAAACGAGGUUGUUUGUUCAUCUUUGAAGAGUAAUGAAAUAUCUUUGUUUGAUAUUGGCUAUGUUUCCUCCGAGCCAGUUGAAAUGUUAAGAACAAGGCAGUCUGUCAACGCUCGUGGGUGCGGAGUACUGAAAGGUUUCUCUGACAUUGCUUUCUCUCCUACAGAUGCCACAAGGCUAUUUGCUUCCAAUACACAUGGUGCAAUUAAUUUAUGGGAUAGAAGAGUGGGUCCCCUUCCAUAUCUGGAGCUCACUACUGGUUCACAUGAUUCACUUAACAGUCUCCAAUUAAACAUUGAAAAUCAGAUCAUCUACGGGGCUGGAAAGCAUGGCAAGAUUUAUGUGUGGGAUCUUCGUGGAGGAACGACAGCUGGUGUUUUUCAAAAUCCUAGAGAGGUGCAAAAUUCUCCUCUUAAGUCAUUCAAGGUGGCUGCAAUGCUGGACAAAAUCGAGACUUUAAAGGAACAAUCAGACGUUGUUACCAGGGAAGUACAUUCGAUUGAUCUUGAUCCUUCUUGCCCAUAUCAAUUGGGAUUUCAUCUUGACGAUGGCUGGUCUGGAGUUUUGGAUCUCCACAAUCACUGUGUGACUCAUAUUCACUGCCCUCCCCCAGCAUGGCUGAGGGGCGCUGAUCUGUCAAGCAAUUUAUUCUACUUGAGGAAACCAGCAUGGCUUCCAACAUAUUCAGUCUAUGUGGUUCCUUCGGUUCCUGAAAAUGGAAUUCAUCUUCUGGAUUUCUUUCCAGAUGUCAGUUCCCCCAGUCAUGUGGACUACUUUGGAGAUACAGGCGAGUCUGCUGAAGUCAGUAACCAAACUAGGCGAAAUAGGUCUAUUCCUCUGUCGGAAGGUGUCACGGCAUGCACUGCUCAUCCGGUCAAUGGCAGCAUAAUUGCUGGAACAGAGCUUGCUUCAUUGCUGGUGAUAUCUCAAAAACACAAGAGGCUCUCCGGUGAGUAACCGUUUGCUGAAGCCACUAGGGAGAUGGGCUCCGUGAUCCAGUGGCGGCUCAAGAAACAAAACCUGCAUUAUACUCUCACAUCGUGACCCUACAAAACAGAGAAUCAAGCGGCUCCGAGGCCCCUGCUGAAGAGGAGAAGGCUGCAAUAGGAUUUGACUUUCUUGGUACAUACUGAAGAAACGGAAAGCACACACAAGUGAUGAGCAUUAUAGAAUAAGCAGUAAUUAGGUACAACUGUAAAAAUGUCAAGACUCCGGGAGUCAGUUUCUUUGUUGGCCUUUGUGAUAACUCCUUUAUGUAAUUUGCCAUACUGCGCAGUCAGCUUGAAUAGUGGACUCAGGGUCAUUGGAAUUA